Rhipicephalus sanguineus (brown dog tick) is the source of this 1947-nucleotide messenger RNA. RefSeq names its product EGFR adapter protein. The annotation marks the transcript as partial. The transcript has 11 exons. The record is from RefSeq and is a predicted model, not a curated record. NCBI's taxonomy places the organism in Eukaryota, Metazoa, Arthropoda, Arachnida, Ixodida, Ixodidae.
UUUGUGUUUCAGUACGUUGGCAGCUUUGACGUCUCGGAUAAUGAUGUCUGGGUCAAGCCCGAGCUCAUGGAGGCACAGCUGUUUCGCAUGAGGGCUUCUCCUUCAAAAAGGACAGUGCUUAUCCUGGUGACGCUGACAGGCGUGAAAAUAUGCACCACCGACGGAAAGGCGGUGCUGAUGGCGCACGCGGUGCAGCGCAUUUGCUGGGCCACGUGUAACCCGGGCCAGUUCCAGUUCGCCUUCCUGGCACGAGAGCCGAGGCAGCGAGCGGACCAGAGGCACUGCCACGUCUUCCGCACCAGGAGUCCGAGACAGGCUGAAGAUCUGAGCUCCCUGGUGGGAUCGGCGUUCCGCAUGGCGUACGCACGCCAGCUCCAACAACAGCACCACCACCAACAGCAGCAGCAACAGCAGCAGCAGCGACAGGGGCUCGCUGUGCAGAGUCCGAGGAGUGCUAGCCCCGCCGCCCCGGCUGACGAGACCGCUGCCACGGCUCCCUCGAACGGGCGGCCCGAAGCGUCGCCCCCCAAUGCCUACACCAAGGUUUGGGCCAAGAAAGUGGCGGGCCGAACCAAGCACCGGGACCCCGUGGCCGAGAGCUUCCUGGAGCUCAACGUGCGCAGUCUGCAGCAGCAGCACUACGGCGCCCUGCUGAGCGGCGGCGGAUCCCCGAGUCGUCCUUCGAGCGUGCCGGUAACGCCCAGCCACCAGCACUACCAGCGACCCGGCGAGCGUGGCGCCGAGCCCGACCUGCUGUCUCCGUCGAGCAACGAAGACAACACGUCGCCCACCGAGCUCAACCGGCACUUCACCGACAAGCCGCCGCCAGUCAAGAAGCUCGAAGACAGCUGGCAACAGCAGCAGCAGCAGCAACAUCAGCGCUGUCCGAGCAUUGGAGGACCAGAGGGACCAGAGGACAGCAGCCGGGGGGCCUCCUCUCCCGUUCCGAUAGGCUCGCGACCUCCGAGCUCGGCGGUCAGGUCGAGCCCCCUGUCGUCCGAGGCGUGCAGCGUGCGAUCCUCGGUGCGCAGCCGGCGUUCAUCGUGUUCGCCCAGCGGCCGCCAGAGGAGCGCCUCGGGAUCACCGAGGCCAAACGGGCUCGCCGCCAGGGUCGCCUUCGCUCCGGCUCCGCCAAGACGGCAUGACUCCCUGAACGUGAACGAAGAGGAGGAACUGCGGGAAGCUCCCUGGUACCAAGCAGGCAUCCCCAGAGAGAUCGCCCUCGAAGUGCUGUCGCAGGAGCCAAUCGGGUCGUUCCUGGUGCGCCAAAGCAGCACCAAACCCGGGUGCUUUGCACUCUCACUGAGGGUUCCCAGGAGCAUCCAGCCGAGUGGCAUCGCCCACUAUCUCAUCAUGCACACCAACAGGGGCUACAAGAUAAAGGGCUUUACAAAGGAGUUUACAACCCUGACGUCACUCAUAACGCAUCACUCGGUCAUGCCAGAGCUGCUGCCGUGCCCGCUCUCUCUGUAUCGAUACAACUCAACUUUCCGGAAGCACGGCUCAGCCGAGGACAUGGUGGAUAUAGACGAAGACCCUGACUACACGCUGCUCUCAGACUUCCGCAAGAUGAUGGCUGACGCUGUUUGACUUUCGGAGCUGGCUGCAUGCUAGUCUUAAUAUCUAUCUGGUGGUGACCACAGUUAGCUUCAACAGUGGUGAUCUGGUGAUAAGCAAGCAAUGCUGGUCAGUGCUUGCACUCCUGCAGCUGUGCAUUGUCCCGACCACGCAACAAGUCUCGCGAGUCGUUUCAUGCUGCUGCUGCACCGGGGACAAGCCAAGUUCUGGUAGCAUAGGUUUCGCCGAUGGGAUCAAUGUGAACAUGCUACGUUGUGAUAACGCCUCCCGCUCCAAAACUCAAGUCACGGCCUGCCAUCUACAAAGAGCUGACUUCAGAGCCAAAGUGUGGGGAAAUAAAGCAUUUUAUGUCUGUCUUUUACACAUCCA